CGGUGAGAGUUCACGGCUGGGAAGUGCUCGCCGACGUGGCCACGGCCGCGGCCACCGGGGAGGUCCUCACGGGCGCUAUAAAAUGGGCUCCCACUCUAGCUCAUAAAUAACACAGCAAACAUCAGCCACCACAGCCAAGUGUGAUCGAUCAAUCUAGCUCAUCUGUUGCUCUGCAAUCCUGCAACUUCUGUUAGCUUUCGCUGCUUCGAGUAAUGGCGACCAUGAUGGCCUUGAGCUCCUUCGCCAGCGCCGCCGCCGUCGGCCGCUCCGCCAACCGUUCUGCGCUGGCGCCCCUGCGCCGCCGCGCCCUCGUCGUCAGGGCCCAGACCGAGCCGGAAAUGGACCCGACCAAGGAGACGACGAGCGCAUCGACCUCAUCCCCGACCCCAAGCCCAUCAACCCCGAGCCCAAGCCCAGCGGCGCCCAAGCCCAAGGUGAAGGCGAGCCCAUCGGUGUGGGACGCGCUGGCGUUCAGCGGGCCGGCGCCGGAGCGGAUCAACGGGCGGCUGGCCAUGGUGGGCUUCGUGGCGGCGCUGUCCGUCGAGGCGGCCCGCGGCGGCGGGCUCCUGUCGCAGGCCGGCAGCGGCGCCGGGCUGGGCUGGUUCCUCACCACCACGGCGCUGCUGUCCGUGGCGUCGCUGGUGCCGCUGCUCCAAGGGCAGAGCGUGGAGAGCAAGUCCACCAGCUUCUGGAGCUCCGACGCCGAGCUCUGGAACGGACGCUUCGCCAUGCUCGGCCUCGUCGCGCUCGCCGUCACCGAGUUCAUCACCGGCACGCCCUUCGUCAACGUCUAGAUUUCCGGUUAUAUGGAAUCUGAUGUGAUGUACUACUAGGAUUUUUAGGAACCUGAGAUUAGCGUACGAACGAAAAUGUUUUCCUGUGAUUAUACCUUGUUCGAAUUCUUUUGCAUUUAUCUCAGACGAUUGAGAAAUUUUUAAUUACCUCCGAAACAUUGAUGCACAAAAUGCUUUACUAUAA
Brachypodium distachyon (stiff brome) is the source of this 978-nucleotide messenger RNA. Its product is annotated as high molecular mass early light-inducible protein HV58, chloroplastic. Lineage: Eukaryota; Viridiplantae; Streptophyta; Magnoliopsida; Poales; Poaceae. The transcript is spliced from 2 exons. The record is from RefSeq and is a predicted model, not a curated record. The coding region runs from base 213 to 794 and encodes 193 amino acids.